Symbiodinium pilosum is the source of this 519-nucleotide messenger RNA. The record is from the annotation of a GenBank genome assembly. NCBI's taxonomy places the organism in Eukaryota, Dinophyceae, Suessiales, Symbiodiniaceae.
AUGACACCGGCCCUCAUGAUCUGCGACCGCCAGAACUGCCCCUUGCAGGCUGUUGCCAACGUGAAGCUCACGCGGGAGGAAGGUGUCGUCAUGGUUUGGUCUGGCCUCCGCGGAGCCAUCGGUCUGCUGAUGGCAGUUCUUCUUGACCAGGAGACGAGCAUUACCGACCUCGAGGGCUCGCAGGUUCUCUUCCACAUCAGCGGCUUUGCAACGCUGACCUUGCUCAUCAACGGGACUUUUGCGCCGGUGGUGCUGCGGAAGCUGGGCAUGAUGGUCACCGUUGAGGAGAAGGAGAAGAUGCUGGACGAAGUGAGGAACGCGGUGGUGCAGAGGAGCAAGUCACAGAUGCAGGAGGUCAUGAACGAGGCGCCUGCGCCUGAGUCGGUCAUCCAAGGAGUUGACAAAGGAGGUGCCAGAGACAUGGCUGAGGAAGAUGGUGCCUUCGUUGACGGAGGCACCUGGGAAGAAAGAUCCCGGUCUUGGCUGGAGAGUUGGGUCUUUGGCUUCAGGGAGCGCUGA